Molecule: messenger RNA, 5585 nt
Organism: Paramormyrops kingsleyae
Lineage: Eukaryota; Metazoa; Chordata; Actinopteri; Osteoglossiformes; Mormyridae
Gene: numbl
Product: NUMB like endocytic adaptor protein
Biological process (GO): positive regulation of neurogenesis
Cellular component (GO): cytoplasm
Source: RefSeq, a predicted model, not a curated record
UGUUCUGCUGCACUCAUAGUCAUCUAGCCUCUGUGUAACGUGUAUUAUAAGAAUAUUGUUUGUUGGAUCAUUGAUUGUAACAACAGACGGACGGUUUUAGCAGGUUGUUGCAUAAGAGCGGACUUGAACAGUAAGCAAUGUCCAGCAUCUAUGAGGUCAUCAUGUUCUCCUGCUAUACCAUUAAUAGGCUUAUAGGCGGAUACGGCACAAGCGCUUCGUAUACAGAAGAAAAAAAGGCGCAGAUUCUGUCUGUAAAUAUUAUACAACGGCAGCAGCAGCCAGUCGAGCUCCCUGUCCCUCGUUUCUCCGUCUUCUCACUGGGGGGAGAAUUAUCCCUGAGGUACGGCGGCGGUGGGAUUCGAGGGAGAGGCAGCUGGGAGCGGAUGCUGAGUGGCGGCGGGGCGGGAGGGCCUUCGCUGCGGGGGAUGUUUUUUUUUCCUCCGGCGUGGAAGCGCUAAUCUGAUGAGAGUGCGGAGAGAGGCGGGCGAUUCCAGGACAGCUGGGGGAAGACACAGGCACAGCGGAGCGGAGCCGCAAACAGAGAGCUGAAUCUGUGUCACCGCCGUGACCGCGCGUCUUCACCUCCGCGCCCGCGCUCCUUCGCCGCUCCCCUUCCCCUUCGGCGCCCCACGAGACAGUGCCACGGAGCGAGGACCCCGGAGCGUGCAGGGCGCCCCACGAGACAGUGCGACCGUUAUUAGCUCGUGUCUAUGUUGACGGCGGCUGAUCUGUCAAGCUGUUAAUUCCGGGUGUCGGACAUCUCUUUUUUAUCCCGAAACCCAUUUUGGAUCCAGGAGUAAAGCCGCCUGUUCUGCCAACAAUGAGUAGUAUAAGCGAGAUGGUGGAGGCUGUGGAGCUGAGCGACCAGGACCUCGAGAUGAACAAGCUGCGGCAGAGCUUGCGGAGAAAGAAGCCGACCUACGUGCCGGAGGCCAGCCGGCCGCACCAGUGGCAGGCCGACGAGGAAGCCGUACGCAAGGGCAAAUGCAAUUUCCCAGUGCGGUACCUGGGCCUGGUGGAGGUGGAGGAGUCCAGGGGCAUGCAUGUGUGUGAAGAAGCCGUGAAGAAGCUGAAAGUGAGCGGGAAGAAGUCAGUCAAAGCUGUGUUGUGGGUGUCUGCAGAUGGUCUUAGAGUCGUAGAUGACAAAACCAAGGACCUCAUUGUGGACCAGACCAUCGAGAAGGUGUCCUUCUGCGCGCCUGACCGAAACUACGACAAGGCUUUCUCCUACAUCUGCCGGGAUGGAACCACACGGCGAUGGAUCUGCCACUGCUUCAUGGCGCUGAAGGACUCGGGGGAGCGCCUGAGUCACGCUGUGGGCUGUGCCUUCGCCGCCUGCCUGGAGCGCAAGCAGCGGAGGGAGAAGGAGUGCGGGGUCACAGCCUCCUUUGAUGCCAGCCGCACCUCCUUCGUGCGGGAAGGAUCCUUCCGCGUCACACCAUCCAAUCAGCAGGUCGACCGGGACGUACAGGACAAGAAGAAAGCAGAGCCAUCUUGUCACCCUGGCGUGCCUGCCGUCCCCCCGGGCACAGCGUCACCCCCAGAGGGUGCAGCAUCACCAGUCGAUCGCACCGAGCCGUGUGGCCCCCACGCCAUCCCCCGCCGCCACGCCCCCAUCGAGCAGCUGGUGCGCCAGGGCUCCUUCCGGGGCUUUCCAGCCCUUAGCCAGAAGAACUCUCCCUUCAAGCGCCAGCUCUCCCUCCGCCUGAACGACCUGCCCUCCACCCUACAGCGCAAGACCGACUUCCAAUCCAAGAACCCAGUGCCGGAGAUGGACCCAUCACUGGGGGCCGAGGCAGACAGCAUCAACGCCCUGUGCAGCCAGAUCAACACCUCGUUCGCCAAGCCCUCCGACGAGCUCUUCGCCGCUAACAGCACCCCGGCGUGCCCAGCGCCCCCUGCCAUCCCACCGCCUCCCCUGCCCCUGCAGGCUGGAAGCUCGUGGGUGCAGCCAGAGCAGGUGCUGCAGUCUCCGCCCGCCGUCACCAGUGGCCACAGGCGGACGCCGUCUGAGGCAGAGCGCUGGCUGGAGGAGGUGGCCAAGGCAGUGAAGGCCCAACCGCAGCAGCAGCCAGCGGUCCCACCCCAGCCGGCUCCGCCCAUGUCAGCCAUGCCCUGCCCCCCUGGCUCGCUGCCCACUUCCAUGCAGCCAUUCCCCAUGGCGUUCGACGCCACCCCCGCGCCCGUCAGCAUGUUCGCCCAGCCUCCCCUGCAGCCCACCUUCAUGCCCAUGCAGGCCUACAUGCCUGCCCUGGCCAACAGCAUGACGUACCCCAAUGCCAGCGUGCCCGUGGUCGGCAUCACGCCUUCACAGAUGGUGGCCAAUGUCUUCUGCACGGCCACCAGCACGGGGCCCUCUGGUUCUGCAGGUAGCAGCGGAGGAGCCAAAUCCGGCCCCAUGGCCUCUGGGCACCAUGCUUUCCCGGUCCCCACUGGCAGCUUCCCCAUGCCACCUUUCGCCAAUCCGGCCGCCAUCAACGGCAUCUCGCCCAACCCAAUCCCAGCCACCGCUGCCUCCACAGCCUCCGUCAAGCAGAACGGCAGCGGCCAUGGCCCCGCGUGGCCCUCCGAGGCAGCCCAGCAGCCCGCCCCCAGCAGCGACUCUCAGGAAGCUGAGCGCUUCGAGGCCCAGUGGGCGGCUCUGGAGUCCAAGACGCAGCCCACGGCUCCCAAUCCCUUCUCCAACGACCUGCAAAAGACAUUCGAGAUUGAGCUUUAACUGCCCCCCGCCUGCUCCUGUCUGCAUAAACUGUGACCCAGACAAAACUGACCCCCCCCCUCCUUUGUCUUCGUUGCUUUCCUUCUUUUCACAUCAACAAGGGGGGUGCCCUGUCCCCCCCCCAACCCCCGACCAGCUUUGUAGACGCUGCCACACAGACCCCUGGCUCUUGGACUUGGACGGCAGCUUCAGGGGGGGGGUGUCCUCUCCACCCCCUGCUUCUUCUCUAGGGGCUUUAGACUCUGCUGCCCUAGAGCCUGCAGUGGACAUUGGGAAAACUGGACAAAGACAGCUGAGAUACAACUGGGGAAGGAAGACAGAGCCGAUGACUAUUUUAUGUGAGGUAUCGGUUGACUAGCAAAUGACAUCAUCCAGAGCAGGGGCAUUUAUAGAGAGGACUGAUGUGUCAUUUUUGACCAACAAAACGAGGAAGUAUUUGAUGGCCAAAACAUUUUAAGUUAUUAUUAUUUUUAUCAGUUACCUUAUAAAUCUGAUUUUAAUCACCAAAAUAUUUUAACUUAUUUUUUCCCUGUGUGAAUAAUAAUAUUGUUCAUAUGUUUUUAAAGCUGGAGGGAACUCACCAAAUGAAAAAAUGCAUAAUUACUGCCUCAUUUGACAUCUUGAGUGUGUACCUCAUGUGAGAGUGUAAAUAGCUUUUUAUUGCCCACCUAUUUAUUGCCCUGUGUGUGACAGUCAAUUGCUAUUCAACCUGAAUGGCUUGCUUCUAUACCACUAGGGACAGAUCCCCCCUCCCCACACAGCUUUACCAGUAGAAACCCCACCCUCUAUCUGAAAGUGAGAUAUUUGGAUUGUUUUCAAACAUUUUAAUAACCUGACCAUGACAGGCUCUGUGAAGCUAUCAUUCGAAUUUCAGCACAAUGUAAGCCGGUCUGCAUGUGUUUGGAGAAGCCGAAGGGUAGAAUGUGAAGGAAAGAGAGAUAGGGCUUGAAUGAUCAGGGUGUGUUGAAUAUGGAUAAGGCUGGUUUGAUUGGAAAAGCAGGACAUCCCUCUGCUAAAAGUCCCUUAAUUCUAUUUGUAUUCCUGCAAAAUGAGAUUUGGGUUUGGAUUUGGUAGCUAGAUAGUCUUCACAGAUGGUUUGGUGAAUCUUUAAAGAGGAGUGUACAAAAGAGGAUACGGAGCCGCUCUGCCUGUCCCCAGGGAGCAAAGGGGUCCUCCUUCGCCCCACAGAGCAGGGAGCGCCAUGGUGACCAGAGCAGCGGAGUGCACAGGUAGACACCUUGGGGACGCCUGCUGCAGCGAGGAAAUAGAGAGGCCUGAGGACAGGCAGGAAGGUGGCUACGAUGCAGAGAGCGGCAAGUCGAAGGCAAGUGAAAGUGAGUGAGCCAGGAGAAGUGGGUAGCUGCAAUGGAAUUUGGACUUCCUCUCUUAUCUGGUACAAUUCAGGGAUGUGUUAGGGACAGAACCGGAAUGGUCGACGAAUAGGACGCCGUCACGUGACAUGAUAUGAAAGGGCUUGGUGCUGAAUUAUUAGUGGUUCUGUUGAAACAGGGCCAGUUUCUCCAGUUCCGCUAAUGGAUCAGUGGCAGUAUUUGGCAACCACCACGGAAGCACAGUGCUCUGCAUUCUUGAUCAUGGCUUUGAGAAGAUUGAUUACUGAAUUACUCUUGGUAUGUCUGUGGCUUUUAAUCCUUUAUAUAGGGUAGGAUGGAAGGUUGAAAUGUGCUUUCAGAGGUUUGUUUGUCUCUGGUUCAGGAAUCAGAGGCGGUGGGGGGUACUGAAGAGCGUAUGGUAGCAGGAAGAUCAGGUACUUUAUACUACGGGGGUCCUCUGUGAGUUCUUUCCCUUGUUUACAUGUUUUCUUUUUUUUCUUUUUUUUUUGUAGUGACUGGACAAACAAUGCAUAUAAGUACCAAAACACCAACUGAAGAGCAAAUUAUCAAAACUCACUUGGUCCAUUUUUUGUUUUUGAAACGAGACUGCCAAUGACCUAAAAUCAGGCUUCCUCAUCAUAUGUUACAGUGUUGGGAAGCAAAACUCACUUAGUCAUCAAAUAAUCCAGUGUAGAACUUUCAUUAAAUUUACAAAACUCACUCAGUCUUCAAGUAAUCGAACAUAGAACUUUAGUUAAAUUUCCAGAACUCACUGAAGUCCACAGAAAUUUUAUCAAAAAAGUGAGUUUUGGGAAUUUGCUCUUCCAUUAUGCACACAGCUGAAUUUCCUUUGGAGUGGUGGGGGUGUGUUUUGAAUGAAUGCAAUGAGAUGCAAAGCAGCCAAUGGCCUGCCCCUGGCCUGCCGAUGGCCUGCCCCGCCUAUGGCCUGCCGAUGGCCUGCCCCUCCUAUGGCCUGCCCCUGGCCUGCCGAUGGCCUGCCCCGCCGAUGGCCUGCCCCUGGCCUGCCGAUGGCCUGUACAUGUACGUUUCCAGGUUUUGAACACGUUUGGUUGCAGACACUAAGGGACUGGAGAGAGAAAUUGACUGGGCAGGUCAUCACAAAUAGUCAUGUCUCUUCCCAGAAUCUCUUGGUCAUUAACUCUUAAUUACUACUCAAUCAAUCCGGCUUUUGUAUGUGGCAAAAUGCUGAUCUCUCCAUCCGAUUCCCAUCCCAAAAAUCCCAAGAACAUUUUUUAUUUUCCUUUCCUUUCAUGAAUUUUGGAAAGUUUCACUGUUUAAUUGAUAUUUUUUUUCCAUCCCCACACAUUCUAAAUUAAAAAUAAGUAGAUUGAUUAUGUUUAUGGCAAAACAAGGAAACUAAAUUACCUCAUAAACUUGAUUGUAAACUUUAGUGUAGUGAUAACAAACCAGUGAAGCUUAUUUUUAAUCUUUAUUUACAUAAUUUUGUAUCUAAACCUACAUAUUUGUAUUGUAAUUACAUUGUACAAAGAUAAAUAAAUAAUAUAAUAUUAAAA